This is a messenger RNA of Hyposmocoma kahamanoa, 669 nucleotides long. RefSeq lists its product as uncharacterized. The transcript is spliced from 2 exons. The record is from RefSeq and is a predicted model, not a curated record. Lineage: Eukaryota; Metazoa; Arthropoda; Insecta; Lepidoptera; Cosmopterigidae. The coding region runs from base 1 to 669 and encodes 222 amino acids.
AUGCCUCUUCAACGCACACCGCCGCCGGUCUCGUCUAAGCAAGAUGAAAUAGAUGAUGAUACGAACACAGGAGCCAAACCCGUCACUAUGAGAGCCGCUAAGAGACAAGCUCUUGGUUCUCCUGAUCCGAAUUCAGCAUCAGCUGCGGUUUCAGAUGCACCGGUAACCACGAAACAAGUAAGAGAUAUAGUGCAGGAAGUCAUCGCAAGAGAAAUUGGUGCUUUUAUGCAACAGAUCACCAAAACCCUUAAGGAAAUUGUUUACACGGAACUUAAGCCCAUAAAAGAUGAUGUUCAAGAACUAACAAGAGCUGUAGACCACAUGAGUAAUCAAUAUGACGAUAUUCUCAAGGAACAAGUGUGCGUCAAGGAGAAGAUAAAAGAAUUUGAAACUGAAAAUCGCUCCUUGAAUUUAGCAGUUGAUGAUCUAAAAAAACGCAUUAAUCAAAUGGAACAACAUGCUCGUUCAUGCAAUGUUGAAAUUCAAUGUGUUCCUGAGAGGAAAAAUGAGAACCUAAUGUCCAUUAUUGCCACACUUAGCGAGGUGGUUGAUUGUCCCUCAGCUGGACAAAACCCGCGCUUUGCUGACAUCCACGUUGAGGAGAUCCCGACGAAGAUCCACUACUAUAUGCCCGUGAAUACACUUGACGUGGCGUAUCCUGCUGCAUGA